Molecule: messenger RNA, 4117 nt
Organism: Labeo rohita (rohu)
Lineage: Eukaryota; Metazoa; Chordata; Actinopteri; Cypriniformes; Cyprinidae
Gene: hyal4
Product: hyaluronidase-4
Exons: 4
Coding region: 240-1754 (504 amino acids)
Biological process (GO): hyaluronan catabolic process; carbohydrate metabolic process
Molecular function (GO): hyalurononglucosaminidase activity
Source: RefSeq, a predicted model, not a curated record
UCGCUGUGGCUCUGUGGUUGUUUUCUCCUCCCUCUCAGGAAACUCUCUGUCUCUCUCUCUCUUCGCUGUGUAUAUAAGUAAGCAGUGGGUAGGCUUUUCAGCAGACACAAAAAAACUAUGCUAGAGUACUGUAGAUGUAGAGAGGUGUGUGUAGUGUAUCGGCAGCCGUAUGUGACUGAAGCAGCGGCGUGGGAUCUACAGGAUGAUUGACAGUUGCCUGUGCUGAGUCACGUAGCAGAAUGCUCGGUGUGCCCUGCGGGGCCUUGCAACACCACACUGUGCCCGUAGCCUGUGCCAUCAUCUGUUCCUGGCUGUUGAUCCUGGUCCAUUCUGCCUUCUGCCAGAAACCUGCAAAGCUGCCUCUGGUGGGCCGCAAGCCUUUCCUGGCAGCCUGGAAUGCUCCACUGGAUAUGUGUACGUUGAAGUACAAUAUCAACGUCAGCCUUGAUCUUUUCCAUAUCAGCGGCAGUCCACGAGCCGUCCACACGGGCCAAAAUGUCACCAUCUUCUAUGCCAACCGCCUGGGUUACUACCCUUUCUACAACGAGCAAGGGGUUCCCAUCAACGGAGGCCUACCUCAGAACAGCAGCCUUGAAGCACAUCUUCACAAAGCCCGAAAAGACAUAACACACUUCAUCCCUUCGGAAGACUUCAGUGGCCUGGCUGUGAUCGACUGGGAGUUCUGGCGGCCGCAGUGGGAUCGUAACUGGCACAAGAAAGACAUUUACCGACAGCGUUCGCGUGAGCUGAUUGCACAGGCUUACCUUAAUGUGACCGACGAACAGGUGGUAGAGCUGGCACGCUUGCGCUUCGAGAAGAGCGCCAUGGAGUUCAUGCAGGGCACGCUGAAGCUCGGUACACAAACUCGUCCGAACGGACUCUGGGGUUUUUAUCUCUAUCCUGACUGUCACAAUUACAAUGUACAUGCACACGACUACAACGGCACAUGCCCCCUACAAGAGAGCCAACGUAAUGAUGAGCUGUUUUGGUUGUGGAACAGCAGCACUGCCCUCUUCCCAGCCCUCGCUAUACGCAAAAGCCACAUGGACAGCAUUCGCAACCUGCACUUCUCACAGAACAGGGUACUGGAGUCAGUGCGACUGGCCUCCCUUACCUCAUUGCCCUAUGAGCUGCCUACAUAUGUAUACACACGCUUGGGGUAUAGAGACGAGGCCAUGGCUUUUCUGACCCAGAAAGACUUGAUACAUACAAUAGGAGAAAGUGCUGCUUUGGGAGCUGCAGGAUUUGUCAUCUGGGGGGAUCUUAACCUCACUUCUUCAAGGCACAACUGUUCCAAAGUGAAGGCAUUUCUGAACCACAGACUGGGUCAGUACAUCACUAACGUAACCCGGGCAGCAGAAAUCUGUAGCGACUUACUGUGUCAGUCCAACGGACGUUGUGUCCGUAGAGACCCACAGGCACCACACUACCUGCACCUGAGCCGCGGCAGCUAUCGGAUCCUGUCCAAUCGGAACGGAACUUUCACCGUGAUUGGACAGCAAUCUAAGAACGAGCGCAAGAUGCUGGCCAACAGGUUCCGCUGUCACUGUUACCAGGGGUAUGAGGGAGAGCGCUGUGAUAGCAUAAAGCCGGAGGAGACAGAGGAGGACAACAUGAUAAAAGAGGAUGUGGAGGAAGAGAAGGAAAUAAAGAAACCAGUGGUCGACAAAGACAUAAGAGAUAGAGCUGUGCCUUUACAAAACGCCUUCAUCCUGACUGUUCUACUCCUCUUGUUGAACUUAAGUUCUAUUUAGAGGUGAAGUGUGUAAUUUCUGCACAGCUAACAUCAUCAGGUGGAACUGCAAAAAAAAAAAAAGUUGUUUCCAAACAGCUUUCCCCAAACACUCCCCCCUGUCUGCCAUUGGUUGAACAGAUAUCCCCACCCCAACCUCACAUAAUUCCUUAAGCCACUGUUGGCAUAUUCAGAUUCACGAACAAAAAGAGAAAUGUUUUGAAAAUGCUACAGAGCUAAUGUUUACUAGUGGUCAACCCAAAUUGAUUUUUUUGAUAGGCAAUGUCGGUAUCUUAUAGGGGUGCGACAAUAGAUCAAUAAGUGGAUCGAUUCUGCAUUUUACGCAAAUGCAUCGCAAUUCUCUUUCAAAUCGAUUCUGAACUUACUGUUUAACAGCAGAUGACACUGCGUGCAUUAGAAACAGCCAUACUCUACUUGCAUUAAAAACUAGCCUAGAGCACCAUCUGCUGUUAAAAACUAACCUCAGAAUCGAUUCCAGAGAGAAUCACAAAGCAUUCAGAAAAUUGAACUGAAACGAUUAAUCGUCAUCUUAGUAUCUUAUUCCACUUUUCCACCAGGGACUCAUAAACUCCUGGGCUGGUGCCCAGAUACUGGUUCCGAACCGGCCCUGAAACCUUGGUGGUCUCGAACAAGGGAACCUAUGAUGUCAGUACGAGGAGAAGGUUGCCUUUUUUAAAAACCAUUGGAGUUAUAUAUUAAAUAUAUACAAAAUUGAUUGAAAGAUACCAAAAAACUCCUCUCCAAAUAACUUAUCCGUUGAUGCAAAUAACUAAAAGUUACAAAUAUCAGCCUUAGUGAUAACAGUUCACCACUAGUUUACACUUUUCAAAGCCUAAAUAUAGUUGUAUUUACUCUUAUCUAAGAUUAGAAAAACACACUUCACCUUUAAUAAAAAGUGGCACAUCAUGACUCAGUCAGGUUUUAAUAUUUGUGAUUUUUGCAUUACUGAAAAAUUGAUCAUGGUUACAAUGGUGCUGUAUGCUAAUGUAGAUGAGAUGCAAGCUUUGUUUGCACAAACUUCAGUCUGAAUGGAUUCUAAUAACUGUUCUGGAUGAAUGAUCAAUGAUUGUUAACUUGUCAGUGUUUUCUGACAGGGAAGGUUAAAUCUAUGCAGUCUGUUUUUACAAAGCACUGAAACCAAGAUGCUUCCCGUGACGUAUAUUAGCAAGCUUAUCACUUACAACAGUACUUGCUAUCAGAGCACUUCAAAGUCAGAGAGCACUUCAAAGUCAGGGAGCACUGGGUAUUCAAAACGUAGAUCCACAUAUUAUAUACACAUAAUUCUUUAUAAUCUAAACUGGCCAAAUGUUAUAUUUGUCAAAAUAGCUACAUACCAAAUAGCUAAACUUAAAAAAAAUCAUCAUCAUUUGAAGUGACCUGUGCUAGUGGGUCAAAAUAAUCCUUAGCCUAAUGGUUAAAAAUCAUAAUAAAAUAUUAUGUGCCUCAGUUUACAAUACUCUCAAAUAAGGGAAAACAAAGAAUGCACAAAAUCAUGUUCAGAUGUUAUAGUUCUCAUCUUACUGAAAGUUGUAUAAAAUACAGAACAAAUGCCAACAUGACAUGUUUGUCAAUAUACGAUAUGAAACAAUUAAUCGUUAUGUCAUCAUAUUUUAAGCUUUUUACAAUAUUGCACACUAGAAUAAAUCAUUGUACUCAUCAUAUUAAUGAUGAGAAAACUCAGUGGACACAACCAGAGUUGAAGCUAGUUGAAUUUCAUUAAAAUACAAAAUAUCUAAUUUUAUUGUUCUUAUCCCCCAAAUUCCUGAUAUGCGUAUUAAACCAAAGAUUAUGAAGAUGUAUGUUUACACAUGUAAGUUUGCAUUUGCUGAGCUACAGAAUGCUGUUGUGUGAAAACUCAUUAUGAUUGUAUGUCAAACUGUGUCUUUUUUGUUUUUGUUUGAAUGAAACCAGAAUGAUUGACACUAAAAACAAACAAAGGUAAUAUACCUCAACAUCUUUCAGUACUUUGAAUACUUUUAAUUAGCAGAAUUUGCAAACUGUAAUGGAGGUCUGCAGAUUGUCUUUCUUCAGGUUGAAGGACCAUGUUUUAUCCCUAUUUUCUGACCCGUUUUGACUCAGUGUGUACAUUUUUCUAAAAUACUGCCUAUUGUAGCAUGUAGACAGUAGUUUGUACACUAUUAUCAGAGCCUUCAUUAUUAGACAGUGUCUUUUUUUUACCUCAGUGCUAAGGUUUUCCAAAUAUAUUUCCAGAGUUUUUUUUAUUCAUCUCAAAGUCAUGUAUGCAAUGUGUAAUUCAUUACUUGAUUUUUUUUGUUUGUUUUUACAUUAAGCAAUACCAUUAAUCAAAUACUCAUUGAAGACAAAUGUUGCUUGACUCUUGAUGCACUGCAAAUAAAGGAUUGU